Trichoplusia ni (cabbage looper) is the source of this 2370-nucleotide messenger RNA. RefSeq names its product ring canal kelch homolog (gene kel). The transcript has 6 exons. Lineage: Eukaryota; Metazoa; Arthropoda; Insecta; Lepidoptera; Noctuidae. The coding region runs from base 534 to 2333 and encodes 599 amino acids. The record is from RefSeq and is a predicted model, not a curated record. Gene Ontology annotation, molecular function: protein binding.
AAGAACGAAUCCAGGUCAUCCCGCCAUCUCCGUCUGGGUCUGCCUCGCUGACGUCGGUUUUGUGUCACGGACCAUUCAGUGGUAAUUUUUGCCCAUUGGUUGUUUGGCAUACGACAGACGUGACCAGCCCAAUUCCACUUCAACGUAGCAGCUUUAUGAGUAACGUCUAAAAGUUUGGUUGUGGCACGGAUCUUAGUAUUUCUUAUUCUGUCCAUAAGUUUAAUGUUAAGAAGACUCCGUUCCAUUCCUCUUUGGCAAACCUCGAGUGCGGACCUCUGCUGACAAGUCAAAGACCAUGUCUGUGCGCCAUACGUGAGGAUCGGGAGAAUGCAAACGUCCAUGAGUCUCUUUUUGAGGGAUAGAGGAAGUUUAACCAAGAUUUUUAUUUAUAGCUUUUCUUGUUCUAGCUGAACCGUGAUAGCUACAUUGCUAUCACUUUCACUUACCCUUUCACUAUUCAUGAGAUAUAUUGUCUAGUGAUGGAUGGACUUUUUGAAGGAACUAAACGCUAAUAUACGACUGAUAAAUGUAGCAUGAUGGUGCGAUGCGCGUCGCAGUCGUCGCUGGACGAGUCGUCGCAGCGGCGCGCGGGCGGCGCGCUGGGCGACGGCGGCGCGGCGGGCGCGCGCCACGCGGCGCGGCUGCUGGCGGCGCUGGCGCGGCUGCGGCGCGGCGCCGCGCUGUGUGACGUCACGCUGGCGGCCCGCGCCGCGCCCGACGCGCCCUCCGCGCCCGCCGUGCCCGCGCACCGCGCCGUGCUGGCCGCCGCCUCGCCCUACUUCCACGCCAUGUUCACACAGUUCGACGAGCGCACGCAGCCCAGCAUCACCAUCCAGAACGUGGAGCCGCACGCACUGGAAACCAUCAUAGAAUAUGUCUAUACGCCUGAGUCACUCGACAUCACCGAGGACAACGUGCAGAGCCUGCUGUCGGCGGCGUCGCUGCUGCAGGUGAGCGGCGUGCGCGAGGCGUGCUGCGUGUUCCUGGCGGGCGCGCUGUCGCCGGACAACGCGCUCGGCAUCCGCGCCUUCGCCGAGCUGCACGCCUGCGCAGACCUCGGGCUCUGCGCCGCGCGCUUCAUCGAGAACCACUUCGUAGAGGUGCUGGACACCGAGGAGUUCCUGGCGCUGGCGCCCGACACGCUGGCGCAACUGCUCGACAGCGACCGCAUCACGGUGCCCAACGAGGAAGUGAUCCUGGACGCGGUCAUCAGGUGGAUGCAGCAUGAUGCCGAGGAACGACAGCAGCACCUGGGCAGCCUGUUGGAACACGUGCGCCUGCCGCUGCUGGCGCAGGAGUCGCUGGUGGCACGCGCGGCGGCCGAGCCGCUGGCCAGCGCCGGGCUGCGUGUCAAGGACCUGGUCAUCGAAGCACUAUCCUUCCACCUCAUGCGACCCGAGCGGCGCCUAGCUGCGGCCGCCGCGUGCGCGCGGGCCCGCCCCCGCCAGCCGCCGCGCUCGCCCAAGGUGCUGCUGGUGGUGGGCGGACAGGCUCCCAAGGCCAUCCGCGACGUGGAGGCGUACCACGCGGACGUGGCUCGCUGGCGGCCGGCGGCGGAGCUGCCGUCGCGCCGCUGCCGCGCGGGGCUGGCCGUCGUGCAGGGCAAGGUGUACGCCGUGGGGGGCUUCAACGGCACGUUGCGCGUGCGCAGUGUGGACGUGUACGACGUGGCCACGGACUCGUGGGCCGCGGGCCCGCCGCUCUGCGCGCGCCGCUCCACGCUCGGCGUCGCCGUCAUCGGACACGUCAUCUACGCCGUCGGCGGGUUCGAUGGUGCGACGGGGCUGAGCUCUGCGGAGGCGCUGGACACUCGCGAGGGCACGUGGCGGCCGGUGGCCAGCAUGUCCACUCGCCGCUCGUCCGUGGGCGUGGCCGUGCUGGACGGCAAGCUUUACGCCGUGGGCGGCUAUGACGGCGCCUCGCGCCAGUGCUUGCACACCGUGGAGAGGUACGACCCCGCGGCGGACGCGUGGGAGAGCGUGGAGGAGAUGGGCGCGCGGCGGUCGGGCUGCGGCGUGGGCGUGGUGGAGGGCGCGCUGUACGCGGUGGGCGGACACGACGGGCCCGCCGUCAGGCGCUCGGUGGAGCGCUGGGCGGGCGCGGGCGGCGGCUGGGGCGCGGCGCCGCCCAUGCAUACUGCGCGCCGGAACGCCGCCGUGGCCGCUCACCACGGCCGCCUGUACGUGGUGGGCGGCGACGACGGCGCCGCUAACCUCAACACCGUCGAGGUGUUCGACCCGGCCACGGACACGUGGACGCUGCUGCCGGCGAGCAUGGCCGUGGGCCGCUCGUACGCCGGCGUGUGCGUAGUGGAGCGCGCGGGGGGCGCGUGAUGCCGCGCGGCGGGGGCCCCGCGCACCCCGCCGCGCC